Anopheles merus is the source of this 5108-nucleotide messenger RNA. Its product is annotated as guanylate cyclase 32E. The record is from RefSeq and is a predicted model, not a curated record. Lineage: Eukaryota; Metazoa; Arthropoda; Insecta; Diptera; Culicidae. Gene Ontology annotation, molecular function: peptide receptor activity; protein kinase activity; ATP binding. The transcript has 17 exons. The coding region runs from base 931 to 4683 and encodes 1250 amino acids. Gene Ontology annotation, biological process: cGMP biosynthetic process; receptor guanylyl cyclase signaling pathway; intracellular signal transduction. Gene Ontology annotation, cellular component: membrane.
CCCAGCCAUUCAGUUAUUGGUGUGACUUUGGCGCAAUCGGAUCGUUUCUCUCUCCGGUCGGUGCUGCUUCGCGUCGUGCGGUGCGUGCCUAGUGUAGGGCAGUGCUAGUGUGUGCAAAGAAAGUUGGCCCCAACGAGCAAGUGCGUGUGUGUUUAAAGCAGUUGUGUGUGUGCGAACUGCCUGUCCGUCUGUCUGUCUGCCUGUCCGUCGGUUGCUGGUGCGUUGUGUGCAGCGGCGUGCAUUCGAUGCACCACGGUUUAUUUUUUUGCAUCACUUUUCGCCCGCGGUUUGGUGAAUUUGAUACAGUGCCCUACUGUGGUCGACAACUCAGCGACAGAGAGAGCGAGAGAGAGAAAGAGAGAGAGUAAUAAUUAACUCACCGCAUUCAGAAAUUUCAAUUAAGUUUGAUGGUUAUGGUGGACAAUAUUGCUCGUUUAUGUCAGAGGAUGUAAUGCGAAUAGGAUAGUUGUGCUAUAUUCAAGAAAAGAGAACCCUCGUUGGGCACAUUUUACAAUUGCAUACAGUACGGUGAAAAGUGAUUUAAAAUUUUGAGAAGAGCGCAAAUAGUUUGAACGUAUCGUACUAGAGAAGCAAAUCUAUCAGAACACAUUGUGUAACCUGUUUUCGAGGAGUAUUUUAGUUGGUGCCUAUUAAAAGCAGAAGUUUAGUGAGAGCUUUCCAACCCCUUUGUAGAGCUUUCGUAUCGCCCCCAGCCGUAUGCCGGAAGCACGCUCGCCCUCUCGCCAUAGCGGCUGCAAGUGAUGCGCCAGGAAGAUGGUGGUAUGCGUGGCCGGCAGUAAGAUGCUCGCUGACCGCUGCUGGCUCGUGGACGGCAUACCGUUGACCGUGAGCGCGUACCGACGAGCGUCGUACGAGCGUGUGAAACAGCCCGACUUCUCGCCCCGGUGUUCCGCUGCGUAACGUAACGUUAUGAAGUCCUGUGGACGCGAUCCGACCGAACGUACCAAAGCGUUGCAAGCAAACAGUGCAAACAGUUCCGGUGGGCGGGUGGGCACGUCGCUGCUCGGUGGAGUGCAGUGCAGUGCGUUCGUGGUGAUAGUGGGGCUCCUGCUCGGCGGGCUGGUGGCGCUGACCGGGGCGGAUGUGUUUACCGUCGGCUAUCUGACCGGAUCACAGCGGCGGCCGGGCGAUCGCGUUUACGCACGACCGGGAUUACAAAUUUCCGGUGCCAUAACCCUAGCGAUGGCCGAGGUGAACGACCGGUACUUCAGCCAGCACGGGCACGAGCUGCGGUUCGAGGUGGCCGAAACGUACGGCGAGGAGGUGACCAGCAUCCGGAAGACGGCCGACCUGUGGACGCGGGACGUGAUCGCUUACCUCGGGCCGCAGGAAACGUGCGUGCACGAGGGUCGCAUGGCGGCCGCCUUCAAUUUGCCGAUGAUUUCCUACUUCUGUACACACAACGAGACGUCCAACAAGAAGCAUUUUCCAACGUUCGCUCGAACCCGUCCGCCGGAUCUGCAAAUCUCCAAAUCGGUCGUCUCGCUGCUGCUGGCCUACAACUGGACCCAGGUUAGUUUUUUGUAUCGUGCUUCAGACAACGGUGAGCUCGACGCGGUGGCCGAAACGCUCAAGACGACGCUCCGGACGGCCAGCAUCCGGAUCCGGUCGGUCGGCACCUGGACCGACAUCUACCAUCACGGGUACUCGAGCAAUCCGUUCGAGCGGCUAGUGGAGGAUACGUACGAGGACACGAGAAUUUAUCUGGUGCUCGGGUACCACUACGAGCAUAUCGGGCUGCUGGUGAGCCUGCGGAGGCGCGGCCUGCUCGACCGCGGCGACUACUUCGUGGUCGGCGUCGACAUCGACCAGUACGAUGCGGCCCUGCCGACCAAGUACAUGCACGGGCUGCUGCAGACGACGCCGGAUCCGGACGCGGUCGAAGCGUUCCGCCACUAUCUGGGCAUCGUGCCGUCGGCACCGGUGCGGUUCGAGGAGUUUGCGGUUAAGGUUAACAAAUAUUUGGAGCUGCCACCGUUCAACUAUCGGAACGCGCUGAUCUUCUUCGGGGGCGUCAAGCAGAUAAGGGCGGAAGCUGCCUAUCUGUACGAUGCGGUUCAUCUGUAUGCAAAUGCACUGAUGCAGGUGCUGGUGUCGGGCGGCAGUCCGAAAAACGGUUCCGCCAUCAUCGAAGCGAUCAAGGGACGGGCGUACAUCAGUGCGAUGGGCUAUCUGGUGCACAUCGAUGAGAAUGGGGACGCAACCGGCAACUAUACCAUCCUCGCCCGGAAACCCGUCCCGAGUACGGGCGCCACCAACCAGUACGGAUUGUUUCCGAUCGGGCGGUUCAGCUCGCCCACCGUCGAUCGCAUACCGUUUAAAAUUCAGGAGAUACGCCUGUUUGAUACGAUCGAUUGGGUCGGAUCCGGUCCUCCGGUGGCGGAGCCGCGCUGUGGCUUUCGUGGGGAAAAGUGUAUCAGUUACACGGGCGAAAUAACGGGUGGCAUUGCCGGUGGGGCCCUGCUGCUGCUCGGUGUCGUCUCGCUCGUCCUCUACCGGAACUGGCGCUACGAGCAGGAGCUCGACAGUCUGCUGUGGAAGGUUGACUUUCGGGAAAUUCAAAUGCACGAAAAUGAGAAGGUAACGGCCGGACAGAAGAUGACACGGUCCACCCACCCGCUGAUACGGACGAGCCAGGUCAGCUUAAGCUCCAACCCGGACCUGGACUUUCGCUACUCGACCAUCUUCACCCCGAUCGGGCUGUACAAGGGCCAGCUGUACGCGAUCAAGAAGGUGAAGAAGAAAAGCAUCGACAUUACGCGCGAGAUGAAGAAGGAGCUGAAGCUGCUGCGCGACAUGCGCCACGACAACCUGAACGCGUUCAUCGGCGCCUGCACCGAUCCGCCCAACAUUUGCAUCAUCACCGAUUACUGCAACCGGGGGAGUUUGAAGGACGUGCUGGAAAACGAGGACGUCAAGCUGGACAACAUGUUUACGGCCUCGAUGGUGGCGGACAUACUGCGCGGCAUGAUCUAUCUGCACGACUCGCCGCUCCGCUUUCACGGGUCGCUCCGCACGUCCAACUGUCUGAUCGACUCCCGGUGGGUGGUGAAGCUGAGCGACUUUGGGCUGUUUGCGUUCAAGCAGGGCUCGGAGGAGGUGCCGGACGAGAAGGAAAAGCUGGAGGAAAAGUGUCAAAAACUGCUGUACCGUGCGCCCGAACUGUUACGCGCUGGCCCGACCGCCACCGUGCCGGGCACCCCGAAAGGUGACGUCUACUCGUUCGGCAUCGUGCUGUACGAAAUCUUCACCCGGCGCGGUCCGUUCGGGGAAAUCGAAUGCACACCGAUGGAGUGUCUCAAGCGCGUCCUAAACCCCCUCGACCCGAACACCCCAUUCCGGCCCGCCAUACAGCCGCUGGAAACGUCGUUCGACUGUGUGCGCGACUGCCUGAAGGAGUGCUGGGCCGAGCGGCCCGAAGAUCGGCCCGACUUUAAGACGAUCCGCAACCGACUGCGCGUCCUGCGCAAGGGCAUGCGGCCCAACAUCUUCGACAACAUGAUGGCGAUGAUGGAGAAGUACGCCAACAAUCUGGAGCAGCUGGUGGACGAGCGGACGGACCAGCUGCAGGAGGAGAAGAAGAAGACGGAAGCGCUGCUGCUGGAGAUGCUGCCCCGGCCGGUGGCGGAGCAGCUCAAGCGGGGCCACAAGGUGGAGGCGGAAAGCUACGAUCUGGUGACGAUCUACUUCAGCGACAUCGUCGGCUUUACGUCGAUGUCGGCGGAGAGCACGCCGCUGCAGGUGGUCGACUUUCUGAACGAUCUGUACACGUGCUUCGACUCGAUCAUUGGCCACUACGACGUGUACAAGGUGGAGACGAUCGGGGACGCGUACAUGGUCGUGUCGGGGCUGCCGAUCCGGAACGGGCUGAUCCACGCGGCCGAGAUAGCGUCCAUGUCGCUGCAGCUGCUGGAAGCGGUGGCGGAGUUCAAGGUACGCCACCGGCCGAACGAUCGGCUGUAUCUGCGCAUUGGCAUCCAUUCGGGACCGGUGUGUGCGGGCGUGGUGGGGCUGAAGAUGCCGCGGUACUGUCUGUUUGGCGACACGGUCAACACGGCGUCGCGCAUGGAGUCGACGGGCCAGCCGCUCAAGAUCCACUGCAGCUUGCAGACCAAAGAGAUCCUGGACUCGCUCGGCGGGUACCAGUUCCAGGAGCGCGGUCUGGUGCCGAUGAAGGGCAAGGGCGACCAGCGGACGUUCUGGCUGGUGGGCGAGGAUCCGGAUGCGCGGGCGAGGCGCACCAAGGAGCGUACCGAGCGGCGGGGCUCGCGGGCGUUGAACAAGUAUCUGGGGAUGCUGAAGAGCGUCACCAAUCUGCCCGGAGUGCGCAGCUCGCUCAAGAGCCGGUCGCUCGGGCUGCCGCGCGGCUCGCUGCCUCGCUCCUCUAGUCUGGAGUCACCGAAAAGACUGAGAUUCGCCAGUGGAGCCAUGCUCGAGCAACAUCGGUACCAUCGGUACAGCGAUGACGCGCUGAUGGAGGUCAUCUCGGACAGUAGCAUCCGGCGGUCGGAUUACAGCAUUUCGGACGGUGCGGAAGACAUCACUGCCUCCUGCCCGUGCAUCGAGCACCUGGGGACGGACCCGCCGGCCGAUCCCGCCUAUCUGCUAACGAACGGUCCGACGGUAACGACACCGCUGCUCAACAACAGCAUCGCCACCUAGUGGGCCAUCUGUCCUUCCUUUUUUUUUCUUACCGAUAUCUAGUCAUACGCUCAAUGUCAUGUGUCUGUCUGUGCUUAACUGCGAUACGCAAAUGGUGAUAACAAAAACAAACAAACAAACAAAACUAGAAACAGGAGAGAAUGUUGAAAGCGCAUUAUACAUAAAGAGAAAACCAGUGCAAAUGAGGAUUUGGAGAGGAAAGGCUAGUGUUGGACGAUGGGAAGUGCUCCAGUGUUGAGUUGGGAAAGGCUGCAAGACGAGCCAAGCUAUACAGGAAAGCAAGAAAACAAGAAAACAGUAUUGUGAAGCGGGAGUGCCGACAGUGCAACGCGCACACAUCAUCCUUAUCAACAUCACUGUUGUUCGUUUUGUAAUGUGUCGUCAUCUACUAGUUGUGAAAUAAAUAGAGAAAGUUCACAAAAGCA